Drosophila bipectinata is the source of this 2633-nucleotide messenger RNA. RefSeq lists its product as uncharacterized. The record is from RefSeq and is a predicted model, not a curated record. Lineage: Eukaryota; Metazoa; Arthropoda; Insecta; Diptera; Drosophilidae. Gene Ontology annotation, cellular component: cytoplasm. Gene Ontology annotation, molecular function: protein binding.
AUCUCGAAAUUGUAUUGGUCGGUCACACUGGUUACUUGCAUUUUGGCUGGAAAAAAAACUGCAUUAAAAAUUGGCACUAAAAAGUACUCGACACCAUGGAGAAUGCCGACGUAGGCAGUGCUUGUGCCGCUGCUCAGAAGCGCCGCUUCUCGGCUAGCGAUUGCCCGGCUCGAGAUGCGGUUAUCAAGCCAUCGCUGCCCGAAGCUGCACCGGAGCAGCCGCAAACGAAACAGCGCCGUAAGGGGGAGCCGCAGCUACCGGAGGAAUGGUUUUCUGAUUGUAACCUAAUGGAACUCUGCGAUGAAGUCCUCUAUGAGAUCUUUAAGUACCUGGACACGCCCUCUAUUAUGGCCUUGAUGCACUGCUCACCGCGUUUGGAAAAUCUUCUACUAGACCACCGUUUUUGGCACCAAAUUGAUCUCAGCAAUGGGCCGCUGCCCAUGGGCAUCCUCGAAGAGAUUCUUGGGCGCGCCACAGAAAAGACACACACAGUAAAAAUUUGCGGUCCUCCAUCAUCGCAGCAUGUGGCGGGCGAGGGUCGCCAGUUUACUUUGACACUAAACACUGUCUUCCCUAAAGUGGCCACGCAACUCAAAGUACUGGAGCUGCAGGGCGUUAGCCUGGAUUUCGAAUAUAUACACAUAUCCGAGUUUCCAUCCUCGCUAAAGCGCCUUCUAUUAAGAGAUUGCAGUGUAAAAGUUGGCAACAUGGUCAAGAGUAUAUUCCAUACUAUAGAGAUGCAGCUGGUGGAUCUUGAGGAUCUCGGCAUAGAAGAUAAUGACUGGUUUGAGCCCUACUACAUUAUGGCCCUGUCCAAGCUCCCGUCUUUGCGUCGCCUUAGUCUCAAAGGCUGCCAAAUGCUCUGCAAGUUUGUGCCCUAUGGCAGCAUGGCUGCUCGUUUCGGCUUUCAGAAGUUAGAGGUUUUGGACCUGCGUUUGACUCCUAUCAACAACUCGGAUCUUCAGUGCUUCAGUGCAAUUGAGAAUCUUAAAGAACUGCGCCUAGAAUCACCCCCUAAUAUGACUCCUGAAGCUCCCGAACCUCUUAAUUUGACUAAUGCCCAAAAAACAAAUAACGGCAACCUUAAUGACGAGGCUGCUCCCGUGCAGCCGGAAUCUCUUAAAGUGCUUAAUGACGACGAGCCCUCCACCUCACGGGCAGCAUUGGAGCAUAUGCGUGCAACGAUUGCACAAAACAAGGAACAAACGGUAGCGGAAGCCGCUAACAGCGAAAACACCAACGAAAGAAAUAAUCAAGCGCCCUCAUCAGCACCUGCAGCAUCGAGUUCCCGGGAAUCAUUACCGAAGCGUACCUCUGGCUUUUCGGAAUCCGAGGACGAAGACACUUCAUCUACCUCGGCUUCUUCGUCCGACAAAUCCGAGAGUACGACAUCACAAAGCAAUGGUCACAAUGGUGAGGCUUCCGUGCGGUCACCGCUAGUGGUCGUAGAAUUACCCGGUAUGGGAGCUCGUCUUGGUAGACAGGAACAACCAGAACAACCGGCGGCGGGUCCAGAGAAUCCAGAUAACCCCGAGGCAGCUGGGCAAGACCCUAGACCUCUGCCACGGGCAUACAUUUAUGUGCCCGAAGCUGAUCCUGUCGGAGGAGAGAAUCCACAUCCGAAUCGUAAUCUUGUUUCCCUUCUGGAUCAAGUGGCGGAUCACUUGCGAAACUGGCGUGGCAACAACCCAGCACACAGUCGCUUCUUGCCGCGACGCGAUCAGGUAAUCUACAUGAAUCCUCAUGGCGCCAGGGAGCAUAUGGUCUUGAUGCAGACGCGCCGGCAUCGUACUCAGCAGCGCGGAAACUUGGAUCAGGUUGUGAGUCACCCGAUGUUCUGGAACAUGUUGGAUCCCCUGGAUCGCGAAUAUGCCCGCCGUCUACGCCAUCGCCCUCCACCCUGUUCAAGUUCGCAUCAGUACUAUGUCUCCGAUCGAGCGAUCUACAGCUUUGGCCGGGCGGCGCGCCCCGUAGAACCAGAUGUGGUGUGGAUACGGCACAUUAAUCGAUCACCCAACAACCGCUUGGAGCGACUUUCUCUACGAAACUACCACCAUAUUACUAAUCAUACACUCGAGCAUUUGGUGCAGUGUUCUCCCAAUUUGGUGUACAUCGAUGUUAGUGGCACCAGCAUAACGUUAUCGGGAUUGCGUCGCUUUAAGAGCAGCAAGCCAGAGUGCGAAGUGGUGGCUACCCACUUGACGUUGGAUGACAAAAACGACGAAAGCGACGUAGUAAUAGAGCCGGAAGAUGAUUCACCGGAUGAUCUAAAUGAUAAUCAGCCACCACAGUCGCCACCACCUCCGCCUGAGUUGGCGGCACCAUAAUCGUUUAAUAUUGAAUGUGUUUUGUUUUGUAUUUCCUGAUAUGUAAACAUAUUCCUGACGCGAUGGUCCGUGAUGAAUUAAUUUUUAGCAAGACGACAAUGACGAAAACAUGGCCAAGCCGACAAACCACAACGCUGGCUACAAGCGAGUGCUGUAGCUCCAGUCAACUAGUAUUAAAUUACAAAAUAAUCAAGCCCUUGUACUAUACGCUAGGCUCAUUGCAUUGUAUAAACCCAGAAGUCCAAGAAAUCAACCUCCUCUUAGUUAGGAAUAAAAUAUCACGUGAUCCAUAUGGUAUACAUCUAA